UCCCAUUUUUUUGGUGUGGAGUAUUAAGAAUUUAGAAGCUGUGUGUAGCACUUAAUUCCCAAACCAGUUUGAGUGAAGAGAAACUUUUGAAAGAUUGAAAAAUCGGAGGCCAAUAUGGGAAGUUCAAUAAAGAAAGAUAUUCCAAUUAUUGAACAAGGACUAACCAUCCCUGAAGUCUGUGUCGAGGACGCAGCACCCAGACAAUACAACAUAUGUGUAGCAAAAACGGAGGAAGAAGACGGAUUAUCUCAAGAAGCUGAUCGGUUAAGAAAAGCUGCUAUAAAGGGCGACUGGAAGACUGCAAACUCUAUAUUUAGCAAAUAUCCGUUGGCUGUCAAUUUGAAAAUAGGCCCUUCUAAGACAACAGCGCUUCAUAUUGCUUCUGUUUGUCACCAAUUUUCUUUUGUUGAAAAAUUGGUAAAACUUACCUCUGGAUCUGACUUAGCUAACAAAGUUGAAGGAUUCACAGCUCUUAGUUUUGUCGCUGCUUCAGGAGUUGUAAGAAUUGCUAAAUUAAUGGUUGACAAGAAUCGCGAACUUCCAAACAUCAUUAAUGAUGAUAAAACUUUCCCACUUUUAAUGGCGGUAGUUUUCAAACGCAAAGACAUGGUUUCCUUUCUCUUCCGCAAGAUUAAAUUUGAAGCUCUUGAGACUGGUGGACAAAUUCAACUUCUCAUUUGUACUCUCCUCGCUGAUUAUUAUGAUGUAGCUUUACAGAUUUUAAAAAUCAAACCUGAAUUAGCAAAGGAGAAGAAUUCAGAUGGUUACACAGCUCUGCAUGUACUAGCUCAAAAGCCAUCUGCAAUUAGUAGCAGCAAGGAGCUUAGCUCUUGGAAAAAACAUAUGUACUCCUGGUUCAAUGGAAUUUACAAUAAAGCUCUAAUGCAGACAUUAGCCCAUCAAAUUGUUGAUCUUUUAUGGAAGUAUGUUACAAAAAAUGUUUCCACAAAUGCGGUAGCAGAUCUAAUUGGAACACCCUCAUCAAUAUUGCGCGAUGCAGCAGAAAUUGGAAAUAUCGAGUUCCUGCUAAUACUCCUUCGCCAAGAUCCACAAUUAAUAUUGCAAGUUGACAAGGAUAAUAAAACGAGCAUAUUUCAUAUAGCAGUUGAAAAUCGACAAGAAAGUGUGUUCAGUCUUAUAUAUGAGAUAGGAGGGUUGAAGGAUUUUAUCGCCUUUAUCAAGGAUGAUAAAACUGGAUGCAACAUAUUACACUUAGCUGGAAUGUUAGCAGCUCCACAUCACUUGAGCAGAGUGUCAGGAGCAGCUUUACAAAUGCAACGAGAGCUUUUGUGGUUCAAGGAAGUAGAGAAAAUCGUUUAUAGCUACCAUAUACAAGUAAAAUGUAAGGACCUUCCAAACCUUACCAGAGGGGAGACAAAAUUAGAUCCCGCUGAUACAUUCACACCUCGGGAACUCUUCUCGAGACAGCACAAACAACUACUAAAGGACGGCGAGGAGUGGAUGAAAAAUACGGCAAACUCAUGCAUGGUGGUGGCAACUUUAAUCGCGACAGUGGUUUUUGCGGCGGCGUUCACAUUUCCUGGAGGCAACAAUGAUAAGGAUGGUACUCCCAUUUUUCGACAGAAUCAAGCAUUCACAAUGUUCGUAAUAACAGAUGUUGCUGCUCUAGUGUUGUCUACAACUUCCAUACUCACCUUUUUGUCAAUUUUGACGUCGCGCUACGCUGAAGAAGAUUUUUUGAUGUCGUUGCCAGGCAAGUUAUUGUUUGGGUUACUGACAUUGUUUCUUUCUAUUGCAUGCAUGGUGGUGGCUUUCAGCAUGACCUUCUUUAUUGCGUAUGAUAAAACAAACGCAAAGUUUCCAUUGGCCAUUGCAGCAGUGACCGUCAUACCAAUUGGAUGUUUUUGUGUAUUUCACGUUAGACUCGUCGUUGAUAUAUUGCGAUCAACUUAUUGGUCUUAUUUCUCUUUUAGAAAACGCAAUAUAAAGCUAUUUUAGUGCAAUCGCACAGAUGCCUAUCUAUUUAACUUGGGUUGUUUUUCUAAAAUGUUUAUCACCCUGUAAUAAUGUGUCACACCCUGUGUAAGCCCCAUUUUUUAAUUUUUGAACUUUCUUUAUGGAGAAGAAUUUUGAAUAA
Messenger RNA from Cucumis sativus (cucumber), 2098 nucleotides. Its product is annotated as ankyrin repeat-containing protein NPR4. The record is from RefSeq and is a predicted model, not a curated record. The transcript is spliced from 5 exons. The coding region runs from base 115 to 1959 and encodes 614 amino acids. NCBI's taxonomy places the organism in Eukaryota, Viridiplantae, Streptophyta, Magnoliopsida, Cucurbitales, Cucurbitaceae. Gene Ontology annotation, molecular function: protein binding.